Schistosoma intercalatum is the source of this 420-nucleotide messenger RNA. The record is from the annotation of a GenBank genome assembly. NCBI's taxonomy places the organism in Eukaryota, Metazoa, Platyhelminthes, Trematoda, Strigeidida, Schistosomatidae.
AUGUUCUUCAAAGUUGAUAAGCUCAAAGAAUUGACUUAUAUCGCACGUAUAAGGACUAGUGAUGUCACUACUACUACUACUACUACUACUACUACUACUACUACUACUACUACUACUACUACUACUACUACUACUACUACUACUACUACUACUACUACUACUACUACUACUACUACUAGUACUACUACUACUACUACUACUACUACUACUACUACUAGUACUACUACUACUACUACUACUACUACUACUACUACUACUACUACUACUACUACUACUACUACUACUACUACUACUACUACUACUACUACUACUACUACUACUACUACUACUACUACUACUACUACUACUACUACUACUACUACUACUACUACUACUACUACUACUACUACCAUUACUACUACUGAUGAGAUUUUUCCCUAA